This is a messenger RNA of Monomorium pharaonis (pharaoh ant), 2290 nucleotides long. It is a transcript of the gene l(3)72Dn, whose product is annotated as U3 small nucleolar RNA-associated protein 4 homolog. Gene Ontology annotation, molecular function: RNA binding; protein binding. NCBI's taxonomy places the organism in Eukaryota, Metazoa, Arthropoda, Insecta, Hymenoptera, Formicidae. Bases 133 to 2196 code for a protein of 687 amino acids. The transcript has 4 exons. Gene Ontology annotation, biological process: maturation of SSU-rRNA from tricistronic rRNA transcript (SSU-rRNA, 5.8S rRNA, LSU-rRNA). Gene Ontology annotation, cellular component: small-subunit processome; 90S preribosome; t-UTP complex. The record is from RefSeq and is a predicted model, not a curated record.
CAAUAAAAGCAUUUUCUCGUAAAGUUUGCGCCGUCCACGUGCGUAAUACGGUUAUGUUUGUUGAUCAUGUCAAUAAUCGUAAUCAAUUAUAUGUGAAAUUAAAUUUAAUUAUACAGAAACAAAUAUUCAAUCAUGACCUCGCAUCGUAUACAUAACAUAAAAUUUUACAAUCUGGUAUCAAAAUCAGUGACCUGUUUGUGUCAUGAAUCAAAAACGAAAAAGUUAGCUCUUGCCAGGAACAACAACUCCAUAGAAAUUUGGAAUGUAGAGAAUGCACCAUUUGUUGAGUGCACCAUAGCCGGUCAUACCGAGAAUUCGGUGGAGAGCAUACUGUGGAUUGAUUCCAGACUGUUCUCGACGGGUCUUCAUGGUGCGGUAGUCGAGUACGACUUAAAUACGCUAAGUAUCAAGCAUGAAGUUAUGGUAAUAGGAGGAGCAGCCUGGUGCAUGGAUGUGAAUCAAGAGAAGACUUGCCUGGCUAUUGGCACUGAGGAGGGAUAUAUCAAUACAUUUACUGUACACAAAGAUAAAUUGAUUUACGAGAGAAUAUUUGACAAGCAGAAAGGAAGAAUUAUGUGUAUUAAGUGGGAUAACACAGGGGAGAUGAUUUUUACAGGUUCUAUAGACACCAUCAGGGUUUGGAGUGCCAUGUCUGGACAUGCGAUACAUAAAAUGACAACCUCUAGAAACAAUAUUAAGAAGAACACAAUAAUCUGGUGUCUCGCAGUUACUGACGACAAUGUAAUAAUAUCCGGUGACUCUCAGGGCUUCCUGUGCUUCUGGGAUCCUCAAAUGGGAAUCCAAAUAGAGUCUCACGAAAGUCAUACGGCCGAUAUAUUGGCUGUUACAUUGUCGCACGACAUGAAUGUAGUAUACUGCGCAGGUGUGGACCCAGUUGUAAGAAGCUUCUGCAAAGUCACGCUGAAAUCGAGCGGAAAGCCACAGUGGGUGAAAGGAAUCGAGAGGCGGUUACACGUUCACGAUGUCAGAGCGCUCGUGGAAGCUAAUGGGAAGCUGUAUUCGGCCGGGGUAGACGGGUACCUCGCCGUGUCGAGUUACCCGCCGAAAAAUCUCGUAAAGUAUCCACCGCUAUUGCAGCCGCCGUACGCUACGAUUUGCCGAAAGUCUCGAUGUAUCUUGUUACGGUAUACGAACUAUCUGGAGCUAUGGAGGCUUGGUUCGGCCACUAAGGAUCCCCCAGAAUUGGUGCGCUCUUCCAUGCUGCAUCAAUUGGACGAGGAACCUAUCAGACUGCUGCAGUUGCAAACCAAGGGUGAUGAGAGCAUCAUCUCCUACGCCGUUAACAAGGACUCCAAGACGCUCGUGUAUUCGACAGACACUCACGUCCGAGUUUUUAAUUUCGACGUGGUGGAGGGAGACGCACAACUGUCCAGAUAUGAUACCGACCUGUCUAUGAAGCGAAUACAAAAGAUGCUGUUCAGUCCGAACGGCAAGUUAUUCGUCGCCGUUAACAACGACGGCAGCGAGAGCACCGUGACAUUGUUUAAGGUGAACAAAAAGAGCUUAAGUCUGAUCGGAUCGUUCCAGACGACGAAGGAGUCUAUUAAAAAUGUCGGUCUCGUGUGUUUCUCUCCGGACAGCAAGUAUCUCGUAUGCACAGAUCGGCAACGCGGAAUCGCCGUGUACUUUAUCGGCGACGGCGUGACGACAGAAUCGCUCAAGGGGUGGCAAUUGUCCAAGUACAGCUGUCCGGCGACGGCGAUAGCCGUGCAGAAGAGUACGCUCAAUUUGGUCAUAGCAUAUUCUGAUCAUAAGAUCGUUGAAUACAAUAUUCCUACGAGGAGCUACACCGAGUUUUCCAAUAAUUUGCAAAAUCGAUUAUCAAAGCAGUGGCUAGCACGACCAUUCCCGAUAAUGAACAUCAUAUUUGAUCCGCGCAACGAGAAUAUUAUAAUCAUGCAGGACGAUUCGAGUGUGUACGUCAUCAAUAAGACUAGCGAGUUGCCAGAGAAAGAAACAAAGCUUCUUAAGCGAGAGAAUGGAGAAAGCGCGGAAGAUAGUAAUUCAAUUUCCAGCUCACAGUUUCAACAUACGUUUCAAGUUGUUAAGAAAUAUAAGCAUCUUGUUUACAUAAAUUGGUUGAACGACGAAGAGUUGGUUGCGGUUGAAGUCAAUCCUGCCUCGCUGUUGGAGAAAUUACCACCUACUCUGAAACAAAAAUUCUUUGGCAUGUAAAUAUUAUGUACAUGAAAUAAUAAUAAUAAUAAUAGUAAUCAAAUUUUAUACACUAUUUUGACAUUAAAAUUUGUGACUGGAGUUCACUAUCAAU